AUGCGGUUGCAAGCGCUUCGAGCUGGACAGGCCGCUAACUGCAGGUCUCGCAUACUCUCAUCCUUCCCGCACCCACAUCUCGUACCGCGAAGACAUCUCGCCACAACGCACAAUGUGCCCUCCGCGCGCAACGUCGACAUCGCCUCCCGCACACCACCGUACCAAAAGCUCCUCUCGCGCCUCGCGGAAGUCAGACGGGUACUAGGCUCCUCGCGCCAAUUGACCCUUGCGGAAAAGAUCCUAUACUCGCAUCUCGAAAGCCCGGAAGAGUCACUGCUGUCCAAUACGAAUAAUGGCAGAGACAUUCGUGGUCAGGCGAAUCUCAAGCUCAAGCCCGACCGCGUUGCGAUGCAGGAUGCCUCGGCACAGAUGGCGCUGCUGCAGUUCAUGUCUUGCGGAUUGCCUUCGACGGCUGUCCCUGCGAGCAUACACUGCGACCACAUGAUUAUAGGCGAGAAAGGUGCGGAUACCGAUCUUCCGCAGUCAAUCAAGGGCAAUAAAGAGGUCUUUGACUUCUUGGAGUCGGCUGCGAAGAAAUAUGGAAUCGAGUUCUGGCCACCCGGUGCGGGCAUUAUCCACCAGUCUGUUCUGGAAAAUUACUCGGCUCCUGGGCUCAUGAUGCUGGGGACGGACAGUCACUCGCCCAAUGCUGGUGGACUAGGUGCGAUUGUGAUUGGUGUGGGUGGUGCGGACGCCGUAGAUGCUCUUGUGGAUGCGCCGUGGGAGCUAAAGGCCCCUAAAGUGUUGGGUGUUAAGCUCACUGGUGAACUGAGUGGGUGGGCAUCUCCCAAGGAUGUCAUUCUACACUUGGCUGGUCAACUCACAGUCCGGGGAGGUACCGGCUUCAUCAUCGAAUACUUUGGCCCUGGUGUACAAACGCUGAGCUGUACGGGCAUGGCCACGAUCUGCAACAUGGGCGCUGAAGUCGGCGCGACGACUUCUCUCUUUCCAUUCUCUCCAGCUCAUGUACCCUACCUCCAAGUAACCCACCGCGGACCAAUAGCUCAAGCAGCCUCAGACAUUGCAAAGCUUCCCAUGGACCGAAACCUGCUACGCCCCGACCCCGAAGCCGUCUACGACAAAGUCAUCGAAAUUAACCUCUCCAAUCUCGAACCUCACAUCAACGGACCCUUUACCCCUGACCUCUCCACACCCCUAUCCAAGUUCAAGUCUGUCGUUGAAGAAAAGGACUGGCCACGCACAUUCGGCGCAGGUCUGAUUGGCAGCUGCACAAACAGUUCUUAUCAAGACAUGACGCGCUCCGAAGAGCUCGUCAAGCAAGCUUCAGCAGCUGGGCUCAAGCCUAAAGCGGAUUUCUUCAUCACACCUGGUAGCGAACAGAUCCGCGCAACACUUGAACGCGACAACACACUCUCCACAUUUACAGCAGCUGGCGGCACUGUUCUGGCAAAUGCUUGCGGGCCCUGUAUCGGCCAAUGGACACGCACUGAUGGUGUUAAGAAGGGCGAAGCAAAUGCUAUCUUGACAUCGUACAACCGCAACUUCCCAGGUCGUAAUGACGGUAACCGCGCGACCAUGAACUUCCUCGCUUCCCCUGAAUUAAUCACAGCAAUGUCGUACUCUGGCUCUACAACCUUCAACCCCAUGACCGACAGCAUACCUACGCCCUCUGGCGAAUCGUUCAAAUUCUCACCACCGAAAGGCUCAGAUCUACCGUCUACGGGCUUCGCAACAGGCAACCCGGACUUCUUACCUACACCGGGCGUGCCGGAUUCCAGCGUCGAUGUUAUCGUCUCGCCUACGUCCACACGUUUAGCACUCCUUGACCCGUUCCCGGCGUUCCCGGAUACAGAGCUAGGUGGAUUAAGGAUCCUGUAUAAAGUCAAAGGGCAAUGUACUACAGACACCAUCUCUGCUGCGGGUCCUUGGUUGAAGUACAAGGGCCAUCUACCCAACAUUUCGGAGAACACACUUAUCGGUGCGGUCAACGCACAAACCGAUGAAGUAAAUGUAGCCUACGACAUCGAUGGGAAGACUUCUGGUAUCCCAGAACUUGCGAAAAGGUGGCGUGAUCAGGGUAUUGAAUGGCUCGUUGUUGCGGAGCACAACUAUGGUGAAGGCUCCGCAAGAGAGCAUGCUGCCCUUCAACCACGGUACCUCGGAGCCCGCAUAAUUCUGACCAAGUCAUUCGCACGUAUCCACGAGACGAACUUGAAGAAACAGGGCGUCGUACCUCUCACCUUCGCCAACGAGGAGGACUAUGACUUGCUUGAGGCAUGCGAUGAAGUUGCCACAAGAGGACUCCUCGACGUUUUACAUAGCGGCGGAAAGGGCCAGGUGGAGCUUUUAGUAAAGAAGAGGAACGGCCAGGAACACGUGAUCAAGACCAAGCACACACUCUCACACGAUCAGUGCGGUUUCGUCCUGGCGGGAAGCGCCUUGAACUUGUUGGCGCGAAAGGGGAGAGAGAUGAAAGAGGAAGUUACGAGAGCAAAUGAGUUGACUGAUUAA
Messenger RNA from Cucurbitaria berberidis CBS 394.84, 2472 nucleotides. RefSeq names its product mitochondrial aconitate hydratase-like protein. Gene Ontology annotation, cellular component: mitochondrion; cytosol. The transcript is spliced from 5 exons. Gene Ontology annotation, molecular function: 4 iron, 4 sulfur cluster binding; aconitate hydratase activity. Bases 1 to 2472 code for a protein of 823 amino acids. Gene Ontology annotation, biological process: tricarboxylic acid cycle. The record is from RefSeq and is a predicted model, not a curated record. Lineage: Eukaryota; Fungi; Ascomycota; Dothideomycetes; Pleosporales; Cucurbitariaceae.